This is a messenger RNA of Vicia faba (fava bean), 399 nucleotides long. The record is from the annotation of a GenBank genome assembly. Lineage: Eukaryota; Viridiplantae; Streptophyta; Magnoliopsida; Fabales; Fabaceae.
AUGGAAGUGGAAGAUUUUACUAUUCACAACUUUAGAUCUCUAGGAAUUCCUCCUACUUCUGAUUCAGUUUAUCCUUCUGAGUCUCCGGCGAAGAAAAAUAGGAAAGCAUCCAAGAAGACGUUUGCUGAGAGUUCUUAUAAUAAAUCAAAGUCUUAUAAAUCAAUCAAGAGAUCUUCUGAUGGUGUUGAUGGUUCUAGGCCUUCUAAGGUAGCUAGAACAUCUGACUCUUCAAGGAAGUCAAAAGGAAGUGUUACUGCUACAGGAUUAACCUUUGCUGCAGAUUCUAGUAAGUGUGUUACUUCUAAGAAUCUCAUUCUCGAUGUUAUUGAUGAUUCAUCUAUUCAUCCAUCCACUCAAACUUCUCUUCCACCCAUACAACCAUCUGUUUCCACAUUUUGA